AGCAACUUCAAUUUUGGAUCUGGUGCUCAAGCAUCAAGUCCAAGCCGCGAGUUCUGAGUCUUUUCAGGCGUACAUCUCUCACCUAUCUCUCUCUGUUUUCUCUUUUGACCUGGCUUUCCGCCGGAGCUCGCCGACUUUCGCUCCUCCGCAGCUCUCCAACAGCUCUACCUUGUUCAGUCCCUCCUCCUCUCCUCCUGCUCCUGCUCCUCCUCCUCCGACAACGGCCGAGACGUAGACCAUGGCGGACGAGAUUGCUCCCGAGUACGACGUCAUUGUGCUGGGCACAGGACUGACCGAGUGCAUCCUCUCGGGCGUGCUCAGCGUCAAGGGGAAGAAGGUGCUGCACAUCGACCGCAACGACCACUACGGCGGCGAGGCCGCGUCGGUCAACCUCGAGGCGCUCUUUAAGAAGUAUGGCAACUACGCCGCCGGCACCGAGCCGUGGAAGCAGUACGGCCGCCUGAACGACUGGAACAUCGACCUGGUGCCCAAGUUCUUGAUGUCGUCGGGCGAGCUCACCAACAUCCUCGUGUCCACCGACGUCACCCGCUACCUCGAGUUCAAGCAGGUUGCCGGCAGCUACGUCCAGCAGGGCGCCGGGCCCAAGGCCACCGUCGCCAAGGUGCCGUCGGAUGCCGCCGAGGCCCUGCGCUCGCCGCUGAUGGGCAUUUUCGAGAAGCGCCGCAUGAAGACCUUCAUUGAGUGGAUCGGCCAGUUCGACCCCAAGGACCCGGCCACGCACAAGGGCCUCGACAUGAGCACCUGCACCAUGAGGGAGGUCUACGACAAGUUCGGCCUCGAGCCUUCCACCAGGGACUUUGCCGGCCACGCCAUGGCCCUCUACCUGACCGACGCCUACCUCGACGUCAAGGGCGGCGCCCCGGAGGCCAUCGAGCGCCUGCGCCUGUACGGCAACAGCGUGGCCCGCUACGGCAAGUCGCCCUACAUCUACCCGCUGUACGGCCUGGGCGAGCUGCCCCAGGGCUUCGCCCGCCUCAGCGCCAUCUACGGCGGCACCUACAUGCUGAACACGAGCGUCGAUGAGGUCUUGUACGAGGACGGCAAGGCCGUCGGCAUCAAGGCCACCAUGCGCAACCUCGAGCCCGAGGUGAAGUUCGAGACACGCGCCAAGAUCAUCAUCGGCGACCCGAGCUACUUCCCGGGCAAGGUCCGCGUCGUCGGCCACGUGCUGCGCGCCAUUUGCAUCCUCAAGCACCCGCUCGCCAACACCAACGACACCGACUCAUGCCAGAUCAUCAUCCCGCAAUCGCAGGUCGGCCGGAAGAACGACAUCUACAUCGCUUGCGUCUCCUCCGCCCACAACGUCUGCCCCAAGGGGUACUGGAUCGCCAUCGUGUCCACCAUCGCUGAGACGUCGGCGAACCACCACCUCGAGCUGGCCCCGGGCAUCGAGCGCCUUGGCCGGAUCGAGGAGCAAUUCAUGGGCCCGCCCAUCCCGCUGUACGAGCCGCUCGAGGACGGCACCAAGGACAACAUCUUCAUCUCCAAGAGCUACGACGCCACCAGCCACUUCGAGACCACCACCGACGACGUCAAGGACAUCUACCGCCGCCUGGCCGGCGAGGAGCUCGUCGUCGAGGGUUUGAGGGAGGGCAUCCAGGUCGCAGCUGAGUAAGGGGGCUGCCCCAAGUCGGGAGGAGCCCGGGUGGGGUGGAAAAAGGUUCUUAGGAGGAGGUGAGCCCGGGGCGGGGGAAGGGGGUAGGUCCCCGGGAGAGGAGAAGGAUGGGAUGAGAUACGGGGGUUGUCCUGUGCCGUGGUGUGGUGUGGUGUGGUGUGGUAGUGACGGUGAGGAGAUAUAGGCGUAAUACACAACGAGUUCACAGCC
Thermothielavioides terrestris NRRL 8126 is the source of this 1846-nucleotide messenger RNA. RefSeq lists its product as uncharacterized. Gene Ontology annotation, cellular component: cytoplasm. NCBI's taxonomy places the organism in Eukaryota, Fungi, Ascomycota, Sordariomycetes, Sordariales, Chaetomiaceae. The record is from RefSeq and is a predicted model, not a curated record. Gene Ontology annotation, molecular function: Rab GDP-dissociation inhibitor activity. The transcript is spliced from 6 exons. Gene Ontology annotation, biological process: vesicle-mediated transport; protein transport; small GTPase-mediated signal transduction. The coding region runs from base 239 to 1636 and encodes 465 amino acids.